Seminavis robusta is the source of this 1392-nucleotide messenger RNA. Lineage: Eukaryota; Bacillariophyta; Bacillariophyceae; Naviculales; Naviculaceae. The record is from the annotation of a GenBank genome assembly.
AUGAAUACUGCCACUGCUACUAAUGAUGAAGUUACUAGUACUGCCGAGUCUCCUCUUCUGUUUGCUGACGAUUUGAUUUGGUGUGGCCAGAUUUUAUCGUUUGUUGGUGUUGGACAGUACGCUUUUGUAGGUGCUGUCAACAAAAAGAUGAAUCGACUCAACAAAGAGUACUGCCAAAUUGAACUCAACAAAAAUCCAAUAGAGAUAAAGCUUGACCCUGGACGGAAUUCUCUCAGUCGCCCUGCAAAAAUCACUGACACAUUAUACAGUGAAACAUUCUGUAACGAGCCCCGUGCAGAAUACUGGCUCAGCGACAAUUCCGACCAUAAGGAACCUGCAUAUCGUGAUGUUUGCAAUGUCAUUGCCACAAUUGGAAAUACUAUGGUCAUGCAGUGGGUACGACAAAAUGGAUUGAAUCCAUUUAUUCCAUGGGAAUCAUUCCCAUGGAAUGAAAUGACAUCUGCUUAUGCUGCUGAAAAUGGACAUUUGGAAUUGCUCCAAUGGUUAAAAGAGAAUGGCUGUCCAUGGGAUAGUUGGACAUGCCAUCGUGCUGCUUCUGGUGGACAUUUGGAAAUUUUAAAGUGGGCUCGUGAAAAUGGCUGUCCAUGGAAUGAAUACACAUGUGCUUGUGCUGCUGAAAAUGGAAAUUUGGAAAUUUUAAAGUGGGCUCGUGAAAACGAUUGUCCAUGGAAUGAACAGACAUGCUCGAGAGCUGCUAAGAAUGGACAUUUGGAUAUUUUAGAGUGGGUUCAUGAAAAUGGUUGCCCGUGGAAUGAAGCGACGUGUUCUGGAGCUGCUGAAGGUGGACAUAUGGAAAUUUUGAGUGGGCUCGUGAAAAUGGUUGUCCAUGGUGUCAACAUACAUGCCAUCAAGCUGCGAAGAAUGCCUAUUUUGAAUCUAAAGUGGGCUCGGGCAAAUGGUUGUCCAUGGAAUGAAUCUACAUGCUCAGAUGCUGCUUCACCUGGACAUUUGGAAAUUUUAAAGUGGGCUCGGGCAAAUGGUUGUCCAUGGAAUGCAUAUACAUGUGCCAAAGCUGCUUUACAUGGACAUUUGGGAGUUUUAAAGUGGGCUCGUGAAAAUGGCUGUUCGUGGAAUGAAAAUACAUGCUCGUGGGCUGCUUGGCAUGGCCAUUUUGAAACGCUGAGGUGGGCUCUCGAAAAUGGCUGUCCAUGGGAUGAAGGGAGAUAUGGAGGUAGCAACAAACCCGAAGUGAUCCAGUGGCUACGCGACAAUGGCUUCCCUGGGACCGAGGAGGAAGAGUCCGACGAAGAAGAGUCCGACGAAGAAGAAUCCGACGAAGCAGAGUCCGACGAAGAAGAUGACGACGAAGAAGAUGACGACAAAGAAGAUGACGACAAAGAAGAAGAUGGGUCUCACGAUGAAGGACACUAA